This is a messenger RNA of Manacus vitellinus (golden-collared manakin), 1130 nucleotides long. It is a transcript of the gene MYL10, whose product is annotated as myosin light chain 10. Gene Ontology annotation, molecular function: calcium ion binding. NCBI's taxonomy places the organism in Eukaryota, Metazoa, Chordata, Aves, Passeriformes, Pipridae. The record is from RefSeq and is a predicted model, not a curated record. Gene Ontology annotation, cellular component: mitochondrion; cytoplasm. The coding region runs from base 177 to 674 and encodes 165 amino acids. The transcript is spliced from 7 exons.
AGAUGCUUGGAAUGGUAUUGGGAUCCAAUUACUGCACUUUUCCAACCUUACAUCUCUUGUCUAAACUUGGAGCAGGCAUAUUUUUGUUCCUUGGUGACACUAUAUAAAGAGACAAUUGGCAUUGUGUUUGCUGGCUGACUGGUUGGCAGAGAAGGGGUGGCAGGAACAGCAGCACCAUGGCUCCCAAAAAGGCAAAGAAGAAGAUAGAAGGUGGCUCCAAUGUGUUCUCUAUGUUUGAACAAACCCAGAUCCAGGAGUUCAAAGAGGCUUUUACCAUCAUGGAUCAGAACAGGGAUGGCUUUAUUGACAAAGCAGACUUGAGAGACACGUUUGCUGCACUAGGUCGUCUGAAUGUCAAGAAUGAAGAGCUUGAAGACAUGGUGAAGGAGGCGCCAGGUCCUAUUAACUUCACUGUCUUCCUUACUAUGUUUGGGGAAAAGCUGAAAGGCACGGACCCAGAAGAAACCAUUCUGAAUGCUUUUAAGAUUUUCGACCCAGAAGGAAAAGGCCGCAUAAAGGCAGACUACAUCAAAGAAAUGCUGAUGACACAGGCAGACCGGUUCAGUCAAGAAGAGAUCAACCAGAUGUUUGCUGCUUUCCCUCCAGAUGUCUCUGGUAACCUUGACUAUAAGAACCUCUGUUAUGUUAUCACCCAUGGUGAGGAGAAGGACUAAGAGCAGAGAGAUGAGCUUCUCAUCUGGUGCUGCACCAAGUUAUUUCAUAAUGCCUUUGUGUGCAAGACAAAGGGCUGAACAUCCAGUAUGUGCAGCCAUGUGGUCAUCAGAAGAGAACCAAUAAAACAAUUGAAAUUAGAUUAAAGAUAUUUAAUGCUCCUGUUUUUAUAAUAAUUUAAAAUAAUAAUUUUAAAAUAUCAAAAUACCAAUUUUGUGAGGGUUUUUUCCCCCAUCCUUUUUAUUCUCCCUGUCAGUGGUUUGAAAUGGAAUUUUGUUGAUGAACUAGUGCUUUUUUGAUUUAUUGACAAACCUAAUGUUCACCAGAUGGUCCAUUGGGCACUGCAGUGUUGCUUAACCUCUUGUCUUUUAUACAUAAGUUCCAUGUAUUAAUUGAGAAAUCCUCUAACUUAUUGCACCAGGAAGAAUAUCUGGUAAAUAGAAUUAUGUUCCAUUUCA